Messenger RNA from Laccaria bicolor S238N-H82, 1074 nucleotides. RefSeq lists its product as uncharacterized. The record is from RefSeq and is a predicted model, not a curated record. The transcript is spliced from 8 exons. Lineage: Eukaryota; Fungi; Basidiomycota; Agaricomycetes; Agaricales; Hydnangiaceae. Bases 1 to 1074 code for a protein of 357 amino acids.
AUGACCACCAGCGAAGGAAGACAAAACCUUGGCCGAUUGAUUGACGGAAGAAACCCUGGUCAGGAUGCAUCAGAUGGUCGUGGAGGAACCGAGCCCAACCCUGGGCCUGGUCCUCGCUACGUAUACUAUCGGCUAUACGCCCAAGAUGGACCAAUCAAAUCAAACAACGCUAUCUAUUCCGACAAUCCUUUCAUCGGUCGCAUAAUUCCUCGAUCGGUGCCACCACCCCGUACCGCCGCAUCGCUGAAGAGACAUCUCUGCAAGAUCGAAGGCUUCUCAGCGCCCGAAAACUGCACCUUGUUUCUAUCUCUGUCGGAAAACGUGCCCGUGGACGGUGGUAGUCGUCUUUCCUUCCAAGCGGACUUUGGGCCAGGCUUAUCGUCCUCUGAUCCGGUGGCUCUUGUUGUUAGUCCCCAGGAAAGUGGAAAGUGGUCCCCAGCGUCAGUCUGGACAAGGGCAUCAAAUGAAGUUGGGGAACAGGUUCAAACACGUUAUAUUUAUUACCGCGUUUACGACGAGAACGGUGAAGUCACCUCGAAAAUGUCUUUCAAUAAAGAUGAUACCUCGCUGGGACGCAUCGAGACCCUAUUUGUUCCACCCCCUCACACUGUCGCUUCUUUAAAGUCUUGCAUAUCUAAAUCUGAAGGGGUUUCGGCUCAUGGCCUUCAAGUCUUCGAGGAUGACACCGGAGAAAUUACCAUGAAGGAUGACGAUGUAAUUGCCCUUCUUGCUGACGCCUAUCCAGGUAAUGUGGAAGAGCAACCCAUAGCAAUGGUGUACAAGGAAACUCUAAAGAAGUUUAAAUGCAAGUUCUCUCAGUGGUGGACUAGUGAUGAUUCCAACUGGCUCUCACUGAGCCCUGGGGAGAUUUUCCAUACAGAUGGAAUAUUGACAAAGAAGUGUUAUAAGACGAUAGCAAUCAACUCUGGAGGGAAAAAAGGCUUCUUCUCGUUGGCUCGAGGUGUUCUUACACCACUCCUCUUCACAGGUGUCUCCAAUGGAAACGACAAAUUUCUCUUGCUCUCUAAUGUGUACACAAUCGACACUGUCUAUGACAACCUUGUACUAUUUUAA